CAUUAAAAUUUAAACAAAUAAACGAAGCGCACCGUUCCUUUUCAAUUUCAAUUUUCAAAAAAAUGACGACAACUAAAAACACAGAGAAACCCUCCAAUUUCCCCGCCACCAUGACCACAACCACUCCUAGCUCAACCGCCGCCGCCGCCACAACCCGCCCCUUCGCCCCCACCACAACAACCCCACCGAGGCCCCAAUCUCCAUUCCAAAUCCACCACCAACACAUCUACCCAGUAAUCAGACCUCAAACCCAAACCCCAAAUCCAAUAAUACCUCCCAAUCAUCAAGGUGUUCUCUACCCAGUUGCCUCCUCCGGUCGUGGGUUCAUUCCCAGACCUGUUCGCCCCCAACAAGAUCAGACCCCAGCAAACCAAGGCGGGUACCACCCACGCGGAGCUGGGGUUGCUUACAGGCCCCAUACUCCUACUACAGUCGUUGGGUCCCCGAGUUCACGAUCUCAUCCAAAUGCUCAACAAUUGGGGGAUCUUCAUCAUCUUCAUAAUGUGCAGCAGCAGCAUUUGAUGAUGAGCAGGCAGCACCCUACUCACUUGCAGCAUCACAAUUAUGUUGGUCUUGGUCUCGGUGUCGGCUCUGUUGCUGCUCCUAUUAAGGGAAUUCCGGUCACCGGCCAACUCAAGGUUGCUGCAUCUCCGGUUUCUGAUUCAAAUGGCUUUCAAAAUUUGAGGGAUAGAAGCAGAGAUGACAAUCUUAUGGUGGUUAGAGAUCGAAAAGUAAGAAUAUCUGAUGGAGCUCCUCUUUAUGCUCUUUGCCGAUCAUGGUUGAGAAAUGGAUUUCCUGAGGAAAGCGAGGUUCACUACGGAGAUAGCGUAAAGCCUCUUCCAAGACCUCUUUUGCCAAAGGAGGAAAGUGAAGAAGAAGUUGAAAAGGAGAAGAAGGAUGAGGAACCUGUUGAUCAUUUAUCAGCAGCAGAACUCCUAAAGAGACAUAUUAAGCAUGCUAAAAAAGUUAGAGCACAGUUAAGGGAAGGGCGAUUAAAACGAAUUGCAAGAUACAAAAGUAGGCUUGCUCUCCUCCUCCCUCCACAGGUAGAACAGUUUAGAAACGAUACUCCUGCGGAGAACUGACUGACCCACACUGCACAACGAGACAUUUUACAUAUUAUUGCACCCUCCCAUUGAAUCUCAGUAAAUACACAACAGUUUUCUCGAGAGAAGGGAAAAUUGAAGCGCUCUAGUGGCGGAGAGCGGUGACCCAGAUCCCAGCAAAGGCCAUAUCAAAAGCUUAGAAACGCAAUAUCGCCUUGGGACAGAUAAAAAGACAUGAAUUUUAUUUUUCCUCGGGCUGGAAAGAGUUAUCAGAAAUGUAAUAUUUCCCCUGAAUGGUUAUAUUCAUUGUUGCCUCAUUUCCAAUCGAUCGUUGUAAAUUGCGUUUGGUGGUUUGUUUCAUCAAAACAAACAUAUUCUUCAACUAUCUUCCGAGUUUUCUGAUGAACUAUAUUAAUAUCUCUGUGCCUUUUAGGAAAAAAAAACUUGGAAGAAUAUUUCAAGCUAUGAGAUCGUGAUUUUGAUA
Molecule: messenger RNA, 1530 nt
Organism: Populus euphratica (Euphrates poplar)
Lineage: Eukaryota; Viridiplantae; Streptophyta; Magnoliopsida; Malpighiales; Salicaceae
Exons: 7
Coding region: 63-1085 (340 amino acids)
Source: RefSeq, a predicted model, not a curated record